Macrobrachium nipponense is the source of this 495-nucleotide messenger RNA. RefSeq lists its product as uncharacterized. The transcript is spliced from 2 exons. The coding region runs from base 1 to 495 and encodes 164 amino acids. The record is from RefSeq and is a predicted model, not a curated record. Lineage: Eukaryota; Metazoa; Arthropoda; Malacostraca; Decapoda; Palaemonidae.
AUGUUGACUGCUUUGAAAACUCGCGGGGUCGGCCCAGGUGAUAAAGGCCAUGCUGGGUUGCUGGGACUAUUUAGGGCAGCGCGGGACAACCUGGCUCCCCACCGUCCUAAGCCCCGACGGCCCAACCCUCCUCCCCACUGCCCAACAGCCAACCCUCCCCACUGUCCCCACACACUGGCAGCCCAACCUGCCUCCCCACCAUCCCAAGACCCUAAGCCCAACUUAGCAUCCCAGAAGACCCGGCGGCCAGGCGGCCCAACCCAACUCCCCACUGUCCGAGCACACCAGUGGCAGAACCCACCUCCCCACUGUCCUCGCGCUCAACCCGCCACCCAACCAUCCCCAUGCCCCAGAGGCCUAUUUUGCCUCCCCACCAUCCCCCGGCCUGGUGGCCCAACUCCCCUCCCCACUGUCCCCACCUCCCCUGCACCAGGAUGGCCCUACAUGUCUCCCCACUGUCCCCACCCCCCUCAGCCUAACCCUCUUCCCCACUGA